GGGAACAGUUGAGGCCAUGUGGCGAGGAACAGCUGAGGCAGCAUUUGGCUCGCCAGGAAUGCGAUAGAUGACCUGAGAGCAGGACUUUUAUGGAAACUCACAGCCUGUGAGCAACUCCAGCCAAACGGCUUCCAGUCUGAUGAGAGCAACAGGAGCAGCAGCAGCAGCAGCACAGACUGGGAGAACAAGCACCCUGCUCAGCUGUACAGCCGGGAAUAAGGGGGCACCUCAGGAUUACUCCAUUCUGCACAGGACAGAGCGAGGUCAAGCACUAAAGAAAUAAAUAUUUACAGGGUAAAGAAAGGGAAGGGAUAUCAAUCAUGAAUGACGUGGCUCAAAAGACAGAGAUUCUGCUUUCCACAUCUAAGCCUGUCCAAAAAACCUACGUACCUAAACUUGGCAAGGGGGAUGUAAAGAAUAAAUUUGAAGCCAUGCAUAAAGCAAGGGAGGAGAGGAGCCAGAGAAGAUCCACAGACGAAAGACAACGAAGAAAGGAGCAAUAUACCAGGGAGAAGAUUUGGAACAAAAGAAAGCAAGAGAUGAAAGAACUGCUUGCUUCCGAUGAUGAAGAAGAGGAAAAUAAGCCAAAACAAGUAGAAAAGGGUUAUGUCCCAAAAUUACAAGGAACAGUAAAAGGAAAAUUUGCUGAAAUGGAAAAACAGAGACAUGAAGAAGAAAGAAAAAGAAUGGAGGAGGAAAGGAAAAGGAGGCUGGAGCAGGAUCAGAAGGAAAGACGUAAAAUAGAACGUGAGCUGGCAAAGAAAGCAGAAGAGAUUGAUGACAUAAACUUUACUGGAAGUGACUCGGACAUGGAGGAAGGUGUUGAGGAAGUAGCUGUACCAGACAUAUCACUUAAGUCAAAAAUGUCACCAGGGAAAAUAAAUGUAAAUUUUGAAGAUCUAGAAAAGAAAAGGGAGGAAGAAGAAAAGAAAAACCGUGACGAAGACAAAAAAAGACGAUUUGAAGAGCAUAGGAGGUCAUUCAGGGAAGCUAAGAGGCGUUCCUCAACUAUGGAUGACUCUGAGACUCAAGAUAAGAAAACCAAAGAGCAAAUAACACCUGGCAAGCUAAAGUUAACCUUUGAAGAUCUGGAAAAGCAGAGACAAGAGCAACAGAAGAAGCAAGCUGAAGAAGAAGCACGCCUCCGUUUAGAAGAGGAAAGGCGUCAAUUUGAAAAUGAAAGACAACAUAUGGUUAAUGAGGAGGAAUGCGAUACCCAAAUGAGUGCUCAUAAAGAAGAAUCCCGCCCAGGAAAACUAAAAUUGAGUUUUGAAGAACUGGAAAAGCAGAGGAAGGACGAGGAAAAAAGAAAAGCUGAGGAAGAAGCAAGGAGGAAGAUAGAAGAAGAAAAGAGGGCAUUUGCUGAAGCAAGAAGGAAUAUGGCUAUGCAAGAGGAUGAAGAAGAGUCAUUAGUUGAAGCAACCAAAGAUACCUUUCAACCUGGAAAACUGAAACUGAGUUUUGAAGAACUGGAAAAGCAGCGCCGAGAUGCUGAGCACAGAAGAGCUGAAGAAGAGGCAAGAAAGCGUUUGGAGGAGGAAAAGAAACAGUUUGCAGAGGCUAGAAAAAACAUGGAGCCUGACGAGGAAAACAUCAAUCUGUGUAAAGCAUUUUCACAAGAGUCUAUAGCUCCGGGUAAACUGGAUAUUAAUUUUGAGGAGCUUCUCAAGCAUAAAAUGGAUGAAGAGAAAAGACUAAAGGAGGAAGAGCGCAAACAAAAACUGGAAGAAGAAAAACAAAUAUUUGCACAAUUAAAAGAAGAAAUGGGAGAGGAUGAAGUAAAUGAAAGUUCUGGGGCUUUAAGUACGGAAUACGAGGAACUAAUAAAACUGAAGAGGACUGGCUCUAUCCAGGCUAAAAAUCUGAAAAGUAAAUUUGAAAAGAUUGGAAAAUUAUCUGAAGAAGAAAUACAAAAAAAGAUUGAAGAGGAAAGGUCUAAAAGAAAAGUCAUGGACCAGGAGCUGAAAGAGAGAGAAGCAGAACAUUUUCAUGAGGAUGAAGAUGUUGAUGUCAGACCAGCUAUCAAGAGUCGUGCACCAUUUUCCCACAAAGUGAACAUGAAAGCUAGAUUUGAACAAAUGGCAAAAGCUAGAGAGGAAGAAGAACUGAGGAGGAUUGAAGAACAAAAAAAUCAACGUAUGCAGUUUGAACAGAAGGAGAUUGAUGCAGCUUUGCAAAAGAAAAAAGAAGAGGAGGAGGAAGAGGAAGCUAGUGUCAACGGCGGUUCACAAUAUGAAGAUGAAGAACUUGCUCGGUCGGGUGCACCCUGGUUUAAGAAACCACUUAAAAAUAUGUCAGUUGUUGAUGGAGAACCUGUAAGGUUUACUGUUAAGAUCACUGGUGAGCCAAAACCCAGCGUUACAUGGUGGUUUGAAGGUGAAAUGCUACAGGACUGUGAAGACUAUCAGUAUAUUGAAAGAGGAGAAACCUAUUGUCUUUAUCUUCCUGAGACAUUUCCAGAGGAUGAUGGUGAAUACAUGUGUAAAGUAGUAAACAGCAGAGGCACAGCAGCUAGCAGCUGUAUUCUCAGCAUUGAAACUGAUGACUAUUAAUCUCCUGCUUUACUGGAGUUUCCCUUCUUUGACUCAUUGCAUCCAUCCUUUCUUCAGUGGGGGCCAAGUAACAAGAACACCUGCUACAUUAAUGUGGUAUUCCUGAAAAAGACAAGGGCACGGCUUUGAAUGCAUGUUUGACAGGUGGAAGCGCUCAGAAUGACAUAUUUAAGUAGCUUUGUAUUAAAGUUAUUUCACGGCUGAACUAUUUUAUAAAUAUUGUUUUUCUUUUUUCCGAAACAAGGAAACUGAAAAUAUAUGACUUAUCUUUUCUGAAAUUGAUUGUGAUGCCUUUAUUUUCAAACAGCUGUUUAAUUGCGAGAACAUUUCCAAUAAACUAUUUCGUUUUAUCUUACACUACUGUAUUUCAUACAGUGGACAUAGGAAAAAAAAUAAAUACAUUUAAAAUUUACAAAUAAAAAGACAAAAUGAGACACCAGAA
Messenger RNA from Xenopus laevis (African clawed frog), 2994 nucleotides. RefSeq names its product nexilin F-actin binding protein L homeolog (gene nexn.L). Bases 321 to 2552 code for a protein of 743 amino acids. Gene Ontology annotation, biological process: mitochondrial fusion. Lineage: Eukaryota; Metazoa; Chordata; Amphibia; Anura; Pipidae. The transcript has 15 exons. The record is from RefSeq and is a predicted model, not a curated record. Gene Ontology annotation, cellular component: cytoplasm.